AAUCUCCUCUUCUCUCGUCGUCGCCGUCUCCUUUGGCCCUAACUAAACACACACACUUCACGCUCUCUCUUCUCUCUCACACCUUUCAUCAUCCCUUCUUCUAUGUUCAUCUAAGCUCCUCCCUUCUCUCUCUCUCUCUCUCCUUCGCCGCCAUAGCUUUCACCACUCCCUUUAAACAAAGCUGUACAGUUAAAGCUUAAGGUUAUUUUGAAAAAAAAUUUUGUUUGAAAAAAUUUGGAAAAAGAUGAAUCACUUUGCGGUACAACCAAACGCGUUCGCAGCUGGUGGAGAUUUGAGAAGCUCUGUUUCAGUUGUUGAAAGAGAUCAAACCACCGUCGUUUGCCCAAAACCACGUCGUAUUGGUCUCCGUAACUACCAUAAUCAUCAUCCUUCUCGAUCUCUCCGUUGCUACUUCAGUCAUCAAUUGGAGCUAUGUGAAUCUAAAGCAGAGACUGAUAUCUUAGAUAUCAUACUCACCAAGGAUGAUUAUGGUACAGAACAAGUUCAUACGCAGCAGGUAAUAGACUCGCCGUCCCCGUUUUUAUGUGGGUCGCCGCCGAGCAGAGUCGCUAACCCAUUAACACAGGAUGCACGAUUCAGAGAUGACAUCGUACUAGUCUCUUCACCACCGGUGGGUUUACCUCAGUCAUCUCCUUCUUCUACUUCCUCUGGGAGGAAAGGAGGAGGGUGUGUUGUUAGAGGCAAUUUUGGUAACAGCCCAGCGGUUAGGAUUGAAGGGUUUGAUUGUCUUGACAGGGACAGCAGAAACUGCUCUAUCCCUGCCUUGGCUUAGAGAUAAAAAAAAACAACAUCGAAACACCCUUUAGGGAUUUUUCAUACAAUAUACUCUUUUGAAUUAACUCACAAGAAAACCAAAUUAGUGGCGUCGUAAAUAUAAGUAGUGUUAAGGAGAUUGAGAUGUUGUGUGGAAUCUUUUUGAAGGGGGUAAAGAGUAAGAAGAGUACGAGAUCGAUCGAUCUAUUGGAGUUUGCUUCCUUUUUUUUUUCACGAGUGUAAAUAGGUAACGGAGCAAAAUUUCUGGGUUUAAGUUUUUUUAUAUAAGUUUGUAGUGUUUUUAAUGGGUCAUAUCUUGUAAGUAUUAAGGUGAGGGAAAAAUAAAAGUUUUAGGUUUUGGGAGAAGUAUUAAAUAUAUUUGGGAAGGUUUCUUUGUAUGGUCAUUUGUGUAAAGUAAAGAAGGUUUGAGACCAAAUCAGAGAUAGAAGAAAGAAAGAUAUUUUGGGUAUUAGUUUUUUUUUCUUUUCUUUUGAGAGUCGGUUUCGAAGCUGAGAAAAAAAUUUGUACAAAAUGAAGAAAUUGAAAUGAUAUUUUUUUACUUAUGAAAGCAGCGAAUAUUGUUGUUUCUGAUAGAGAUGAUGUAAUGAGUAAAUAAAAAGAAAAGCUGUGAACUGAGA
This is a messenger RNA of Camelina sativa (false flax), 1412 nucleotides long. RefSeq lists its product as uncharacterized. NCBI's taxonomy places the organism in Eukaryota, Viridiplantae, Streptophyta, Magnoliopsida, Brassicales, Brassicaceae. The record is from RefSeq and is a predicted model, not a curated record.